Plasmodium gonderi is the source of this 1395-nucleotide messenger RNA. RefSeq lists its product as hypothetical. The transcript is spliced from 2 exons. Bases 1 to 1395 code for a protein of 464 amino acids. The record is from RefSeq and is a predicted model, not a curated record. NCBI's taxonomy places the organism in Eukaryota, Apicomplexa, Aconoidasida, Haemosporida, Plasmodiidae.
AUGAUAUUAAAAAGGAGCAGGUUAUUUUUUGUAGCCUUCCAAGGACGCAGAAAUUUUUCUGAAAAUAAAAAUUAUAUAAAUAACAGUUACCUGAAUUAUAUACAAGGAAAUAAGCAAAAUGAAAAUGAUCAGAAGAAAAAAGAGGAGGUACCACAUGUUAAUGAAAAACUACACAUAAAGAACAACCAACAUAUGGGAAAUCAUGUCGAAAAUGUUAAAGACAUGUCAUCACAUAAUACGUUAGAAAAUAAGGAAUUCAAUUCCUCAGCCAAUAAUAGAACAAAUGGAAAGACAAAAUUUAUAGAUGAUAUAAAAUUGAAUCCCUUUCCUGAUGUGAACCAUACCCAUGAACAGUUGAAGAAUUAUGCUAAUAUUCAUUUUGAAAAAACAACUAAUAGAGAGUUCAAAUCAGACGAGGUCCAAGGGAACUCAGACCACCAGAUUCUUAAAAAGAAUCAGAAGGGAAAAGAAAAACACCAAAACAAAAAUAAUAACAGUAACAUUAGAAGUAGUUAUAUAGAUGAUCACAACUCGUGUGAUCAUAACAAUUAUGACAACGUGAAAAAUAGCGAAAACGAAACUUCCAGUAUUGUAAAAGAUAAAUCUGAACACAAAAAUAAACCAUUUAAAUCACAAGUAGAAAAUGUGAAAAGUUAUAAAGAUGCAUAUAUAAAUAAUGAUGUAAACGAAUUCGAAAAUCUAAAUGAUGUACAGAAUAAUUCCACAAAAUUGAAUAACACAGACGAAGAUAUAUUAAAUAUGAAAGAUAUAAAACAUGAAAUAAAUAACCAUGAGCAUUCAGAAAAUAUUUCCUUUGAAAACAAACAAGAAUUUUCACAAGAACAAGAAUUCAAUAACAACCCUAAUGAUAAUUCAGAAAAAUGGACAGAGAAUGACGAAGAUAUACCAAACAUUUUUGAAGUAGAUGAAAAUUUAAGUGAAGAAGAAAAAAAGGAAAAGUUGAAUUUGAUAAAACUCAUUACCGAAAAAUUAGCUGGACCCUUGAAAACAAAUACAAAAGACAAUCCCAUUAAUAAUAAUGUGGGAGACCAGAAAAAUAACGAAGACUCUAUAUUUGCUGACAAUAGACCAAUAGCUAUAGAAGUCGAUGGACCAUCUCACUUCUAUGCAAAUAGUAACAGGUAUACAACAUACACAAAGUUAAAGCAUAGAAUUCUGACAAAACUAGGCUACAAUGUUAUUCAUAUAAGCUACAUCGACUGGAGGAAACUGAGGAACAAAAGCGAAAGGGAAGAAUUCAUUUUAAAGAAGUUGAAAGAAAAAAAUGACGAAUUUUUGGACGACAAUGACAGGAUAUAUUAUAAUGAAAGGAUGAACAUGAUUAAGGAAGAUUAUGAGAAGUACAUGAAGGAAAAAAAGGAAAAUAGCUCCUAA